Messenger RNA from Linnemannia hyalina, 522 nucleotides. The record is from the annotation of a GenBank genome assembly. NCBI's taxonomy places the organism in Eukaryota, Fungi, Mortierellomycota, Mortierellomycetes, Mortierellales, Mortierellaceae.
AUGAAGUCCUCGAAAGGCUCCUGGAGUCCGAAGAAGAUCUAUCAGGCGUUCAGGAACAACGGUACUGCAUACCAGCAGCAACAGCAACAACAAGUGCGUCUUCGUUCUGAUCCUUCAGCCCCCGUCAAUGAAGACGUGACGCAGCCCAUGGCGAAGACAAACAUAAGCUGCAUUCACUUGGGCUUUGCGGCAUACAUGAUCACAAGCGUCAUGCUCGCCUACAACGGAAUCAUGUCCGUCCUCCUCCUCCAAGCCAGCCGUGUGCCCGAUGAUACAAACCAUGAGAUUUGGUUGAAGAAUUUUUUGGUGAGGGAUGCAAAGACGGGGACGUGGAUUAUUUCUGUGGCAGAGUGGAUCUUGGCGUUCCUGGGGAUCUUUUUGGUCCAAGUUGCUAGUUGGUACUGGGUACUGUUGGCUUAUGAUCGUCAGAUGAGGGAUCGUAGAUUGAAGGAAAAGAAUACCAAUGCUGGUGGUGGUGGUGGCGCACCUCGCUCUCUGCCUACUGUCUCUGAGAAAGUGUAA